GGCCUAACUCACCAGAAAUUCAGCAUCGCACCUCCUCGCUCCUGGGUGUUCUCACUUCUUCUGAGCAUCCAUCAGUGAAGUACCGCGUUAUAUCAAUGCUACUCCUCGUCAUUCAGCCCUCCGCCUACCUAUUCACACCAUGCUACUAAAAGUUGCCGCCAACAAUGGUGAGCUCGAGACUUUGCGUCUAUCCAGAAAAGAUGUCGAGCGGUGGUUACAAGAAUGUGGAUAUUUCUGGGGAAGAGCGCGGUCAAUUCCUUCAGUCCAUUGUUGAUGCAUUCAUACAGUAUGGCCAGCCGGAAACUACUUAUCAUUACACGCUUUCUCACGUUUCUUCAUCGCCAUCCUCAUCCCCCUGAAAGUCAAUCCGCAGCGAUCAAUGCCAUAACCUCAGCAUUGCGCUUGCCCACCUUGUUCAACUUUGAUCCGUUGUUCAAGUUGGACGCUGUUGUAUCAGCAAAAUAUCACGAGCCUUUCUCGAGUCCGCAAGUAUUCUAGAAUAGCGGUCUACCAGGAUUACAUUUAUGACUCGAAAGCCAUCCUGCUAUUCUUGACAAAUAUGGUAAAUCA
Messenger RNA from Suillus discolor, 570 nucleotides. RefSeq lists its product as uncharacterized. The transcript has 3 exons. The coding region runs from base 223 to 498 and encodes 91 amino acids. The record is from RefSeq and is a predicted model, not a curated record. Lineage: Eukaryota; Fungi; Basidiomycota; Agaricomycetes; Boletales; Suillaceae.